Molecule: messenger RNA, 1017 nt
Organism: Octopus sinensis (East Asian common octopus)
Lineage: Eukaryota; Metazoa; Mollusca; Cephalopoda; Octopoda; Octopodidae
Product: tigger transposable element-derived protein 6-like
Exons: 3
Coding region: 1-1017 (338 amino acids)
Cellular component (GO): nucleus
Molecular function (GO): DNA binding
Source: RefSeq, a predicted model, not a curated record
AUGCUAAAAUUACAUGGAGAGAUGCGAACAGAUAAAGUAGUUGACAUUAAUUCUUUUCGUGAAGAAUUUAAAGAAAUUUCUAAAUCGUAUAAGCCUGAUCUAAUUUAUAAUUUGGAUGAAACUGCAUUAUACUACAAGCUUAUUCCAUCGAAAAGCGUAUGCAGAAACCGAUUCCAAGGAUACAAAAAUUUUAAAGACCGUGUGUCUAUUAUGCUUUGUUCAAACAUGACCGGAAGUCAUAAAUUGAAACCUGUGAUGAUUGGAAAACCAAAAAUGCCUAGAUGUUUUAAAAAUUUUGACUAUGGAUGUCUUGUCUCAUAUUAUAGCUCACAGAAAGCUUGGAUGACUGGAUCUAUUUUUAUUGAUUGGAUUAUUAGCUUUGAUCUCCAGCUUAAAAUUAAAAAGAAGAAAAUUUUAUUGCUAAUAGACCACUGUCCUGCACAUUCUAUUCCUCAAAACUUGGAUUGUAUUAAGAUUUUAUUUUUUCCUAAAAAUUCUACUGGAUUACUACAACCAAUGGAUAUUGGAAUUAUAAAAACCUUCAAGACUCAUUUCAUGAGAAGAAAGCUACAGUACUUAACUGAUUUGCUGGAGACUGAAAAUAUUUCUAUUUUAAAUGAAUCUAAUCACGAAAAUACAUUAAUUGAACAUUAUGAGACUGAAAUUGAAAGAACUGACAUUUUCGAUCCUCUAAUGAGCGAAGAUUUUCUAAAUAUCGAAAACACAGAAGAUCAAGAUAUAAACGAAAAUUGUUUACAAGAGGAUCAAGAGUCUGAAAUUAGCGACGAAGAGACAAAAAUCAUAUAUCCACUCGAUAGAAAAGAUAUUGCAAAGACAUUAACUAGAAUAGAAAGGAAAUUAAUCUCCAAAUAUUUAGCAUUUAGUAUAGUAUCCGAUUGGAUCUCAAAGAAUUCCAUUUGUAAACUUUUAUCUGAAGUGAAAAAAUCAAAAGCAAAUGGUGCUGCGAGUAGUACAAAUUCCCGUUUAAAAGACGAGAAAUCACCGAAUCUUUCAUAA